Hevea brasiliensis (rubber tree) is the source of this 433-nucleotide messenger RNA. RefSeq names its product zinc finger A20 and AN1 domain-containing stress-associated protein 5-like. The coding region runs from base 41 to 433 and encodes 130 amino acids. The transcript has a single exon. NCBI's taxonomy places the organism in Eukaryota, Viridiplantae, Streptophyta, Magnoliopsida, Malpighiales, Euphorbiaceae. Gene Ontology annotation, molecular function: zinc ion binding; DNA binding. The record is from RefSeq and is a predicted model, not a curated record.
AGACAGAGAAGAAAGAAAGAAAGAAAGAAAGAAAGAAAGAAUGGAGUCAAACCACAACAUGGAACCACCACUCUGCGCUAAUGACUGUGGCUUCUAUGAAACAGUACAGAAGCGGAAUUUAUGCUCCAAAUGUUACAAAGAAUACCAAGAGCAAGAAGAGCAUGCAAUAAAAGCAGUGACUUCUUCCAUAGACCAGCUUUCUUUGGUUGCUGAAACUGUUGUAGAUUCAAGCGAUGAAGCUGCUUCAACAAGCACAAAGAAUCGAUGCACUAGCUGCAACAAGAGGCUAGGAUUAACGGGGUUCAACUGCCGUUGUGGGUAUGUGUUCUGCAGGUCGCAUAGAUACCCUGAAGACCAUGCUUGUACUAUUGAUUUUAAGGGACUUGGCCGUCAGCUUUUAAUCAAGCCUGAUAAAUUGCAAGAUAGGAUCUAG